Messenger RNA from Fusarium redolens, 994 nucleotides. RefSeq lists its product as uncharacterized. Bases 120 to 902 code for a protein of 260 amino acids. Lineage: Eukaryota; Fungi; Ascomycota; Sordariomycetes; Hypocreales; Nectriaceae. The transcript has 2 exons. The record is from RefSeq and is a predicted model, not a curated record.
AACAAUAUCACGACCGCAUUGGCUAGUGGCCACUCUAAUGGCGAUGCUCAUGAGCAGACGGCUCUGCAUGAGAAAGAAUAUAAUAUCCUGAUCGGGACACCUAGACGCAUCGCUUCUUAAUGAUAGCUGGUCUGAAGAGCUUUAUCAUAUCUUGGCUAGUGGUAGGCGAUAUUGGAUUCAGCCUUUUCACUGCAACGUUCCCCAAGGCCGCCUGCGACCUUGCCAAGAACUAUCUCGCUGCUUCUCAUGUCCGAUUCUACGUUAGCUAUGCAGGAUGCACUACAGCCAAUCUCAAGCAGAUUGUUCUCCAGACAGAAGCCCAAAAGAAAAUAGAGCAAAUAGUCAAGCUACUCGAGGAGAUGCACGGGAUUCGCACCAUCGUCUUCGUCACCAGUUAUCUGCCGAAGGGCAACCGGCAACCAGCCAAUAGUGACCAGCGACUGCGGCUGGCGACUGCAAUCAGCCAACGGCUAACGGCAACUGCAAUAAUUGCGAUGGCGAUGGCGAUAGGCAAAAAGAGCUACUGGUCACGCUGCUCAAGGAGAUGCAUGGUAUUCGUACCAUCAUCUUCGUCAACAGUUGUCAGGCUGCUGACAACUUGGAUGACUUCCUUUUCAAUAUGCAUUUACCAGUCACCUCCAUGCACAGCGAGCGUACCCAGCGAGCGUACCCAGCAGUCACAAGCCCAAGCCAACCGCCAACCUGAGACUGCGACUGCGACUGCGACUGCGACUGAGACUGCGACUGCGACUGCGACUGCGACUGCGACUGCGACUGCGACUGCGACUGCGACUGCGACUGCGACUGCGACUGCGACUGCGACUGCGACUGCGACUGCGACUGCGACUGCGACUGCGACUGCGACUGCGACUGCGACUGCGCGAGCGCGGAAGACGUCUUAGUCUAUGACUACUAAGAAAGGAGAACAAUGUGACCCUGAGACUAUCGCACCUCCCACUGAUUGAUGCUGGAAAAGCUAGUAUAAUUCGGACCA